AUGAGUGAAUUGGGCAUUGGUUGCAAGGAAGAAGAUGGUGUUUCAAGUUUUAAGAGGAGUAUGAGUAAGAUGGCAGCACUGGAGAAAGAGUCUCUUGCAAGGAAAAACAUUACAGGGCCUGGAAACCUUGUUUCAAUAAGGGUUGACCGAAUAGAGGGGAAGAUAAAAAGUCCAGAAGGAAACUUUGUGGAGAUUAAGAAACGAUUGUUUGAGAGUGGAAUGGACGAUAACAGAUGUAUGAAUGGAAUAAGUGUAAAAUGCAUGGUUGAGAACCUUAAUGAAGAAGUGACGUGUAAGAAUGAGUUGAGUGAUGUAUGUGAUAGAGAGUUGAUGGAGGCGGAUACAAUAAAAACAAAUGGCGUGGAAAAUUCGAAAAUUGUUGAGGAGUACAAGGCAUGCAUAAAGGAGGUAAUGUGGAGUGAGGAACCCAUGUACAAGGAGGAGGGAUGUAUUGAUGAUUGUAAAGAGGAGCGUCUUGAGAAUGUCAAAAGGAAGCUUCUUGCAGAGCUUGAUGAUGAGAAGGAUGAGACAAGCACGGAGAUGGUAAACAUGGUGAUGCAGUCGAAGGAUGUAGUGACUGUAGAUGUAAUUGAACAGGAAGUGGAAUAUGUAGAUGUUGUGCAGGAAGGUAGUGAUAGCGAUAUAAAGCAGUAUGGCAUGAACUGCAAUGUUCAUGUGUGUGAUGCACACUAUAAGAUUUCUGACCUCUCUCGAGGUAGCAGGUCAUCUUCUCAGGCAUCCAUCUGUACAAACGAUAUACAAGAGCAGGAAGGAAGUUAUGAAGGUGAUCAUAACAAAAGUGAAUUCACAGAAACAGAGAAAGACACCCUGGAUGGGUUUGUGGUGUAUCAGGAUCCUGAUGAGAAGCCAGAGGAGAAAGGAUGGUUUUCAAGGCUUUUUGCAUCUGUAUUCUCUAUGUGCUGUUUUCAAGACCGAUCGGAAUAA
Messenger RNA from Ordospora colligata OC4, 945 nucleotides. RefSeq lists its product as uncharacterized. Bases 1 to 945 code for a protein of 314 amino acids. Lineage: Eukaryota; Fungi; Microsporidia; Ordosporidae. The transcript has a single exon. The record is from RefSeq and is a predicted model, not a curated record.